GUCGGGACGUACAACCGGACCUUUUCUGGGUUCAAGCUCAGGACAGUUUACAGCAAAUGGGAACCUGGAGGUUUCUGAAACAACUCACAUUUACCUCAUAGAGUGCAAGAUGGAUCUAAGAUCUCAUUCACACCAGUUAUUGUCUUCAUAGAGCCACAUUAAUGAACUAAUCAAUAAUCAAUACAUUCAUUCAGACCAGGACGUUUUGUAAAUGUCCAGGAUCCCAUUUGUGGUGAAUGUAGUAAAGAGUCCUCCCACAGCAUGGCUCAGCUUAUCCCCAAAGACAGGGUUAUAAUACAGUGGAAUAUAAAUCUGAUUUCUAUGUGUCUCUAUAAUAAUCAGAUUAUUGAUCAGUGUAUUGAUCAGUAAACGGGUUGUAGCAUAGCUUUGUUCCUCUGCUGCCUGUGGACUGAUCUCUAUGUGUCUCUAUGUAGGGAUGAGGGUCAAAGGUUGUGACCUUUAUGCUCCCGAGUGCCAACAGUGGGCAACACAGAGUCCAACACAGAGUCCAACACAGAGUCCAACACAGAGUCCACAACACAGAGUCCAACACAGAGUCCACAACACAGAGUCCACAACACAGAGUCCACAACACAGAGUCCACAACACAGAGUCCAACACAGAGUCCACAACACGAGAGUCCAAAACACAGAGUCCAACACAGAGUCCAACACAGAGUCCACAACACAGAGUCCACAACACAGAGUCCACAACACAGAGUCCAACACAGAGUCCAACACAGAGUCCACAACACAGAGUCCACAACACAGAGUCCAACACAGAGUCCAACACAGAGUCCAAAGUCAAAGCUAACAUUACUGCUAAGCUAGUGGAUCUGAUUGAGCUGUUAGCUGGAUAACGUUAGCUUGGUUGCUAACAUAGUGAAAUACUGUCAGCUAGCUUCCUCCAGACUCACAGGGCUGAUGUGGCUGGUUUGUUGUUUGUUACUUUGCCAGCUGGCGUUGUGGGGCGGAUAACGGAUAACGGAUAGCGGAUAGCGGAUAGCAUGAUUCAGCAUUGGGUUGCAGCUAGCUGGCUAACAUUAGCUUGCUUGCUCACUAACAUUAUUGCUAGCAAAAUACUAUCUGAGGGGAUAUGUUGGUUGGCUAACGUUAGCUUCCCCAGCUAUCCAUGAUACUGACUGAUGUAUUCUGACAAACGGUGUUGAUUUUAGCCAACAAUAAAUGAUGUAGCGGUACAAUGCUAACGGUUGCUUUCUAGCUAACUGUAGCUAAACUAAGCUGGGGUUACAACCAAGUGUGACAUCACUCAUCGGUUUGUAGAGAAUUGUUCUGAAGCCUUGAGUUUGGCGUUUUGGCCACCGCCAUGACAGCAGAGGUCACGUAGUGCGAGUUGAGCUGCUCUCAUUGUUGGUUUGGAAACAAUAUUCGGUUAACUUUACAUUUAGAAGCUUUAAGAACAAGAAUAAAUCAAAGAAUGUGUUUAAUCUGCUCUUUUAUAAAGAUUAGUUCUUCUGCAGAAAGGAAACAGACUGACCUCCUGCUCACUAACAGACUGCGUCAGUUAACAACCUUCAGAGGUCAGCACAGCAGCUUGUGUAAAUGUCAGCAGCUACCUGCCUGGAUCCAGACACCUGCAGACUUCUUCUUCAGUGGUGUUUAUUAAUCAUCGAAGACAGGAGCAGUUAAAGCCGUUGUUAUGAUUCAUAGUGUGGACUCGGAGGGAGUUUAGGUUCCUGAUGGUUCUCGUUAGAACCUGUAUCCUGUUCUGAUCAGUCCAACAUUGGCCACGAUCAGACUGAAUAUAUUUGGUAGUGAUGAUAUGAGUAAUGAAGUAUCAUCACUACCAAAGUGAGCUGUGUUUGUGGCUCCAGGCCGGUAGCUGCUCCAGGAUCAGGUGUUGUUUUCCAGCUGCUAACAUCUGUCCCUCUA
Messenger RNA from Dicentrarchus labrax (European seabass), 1892 nucleotides. RefSeq names its product endoglucanase-like. NCBI's taxonomy places the organism in Eukaryota, Metazoa, Chordata, Actinopteri, Moronidae. Bases 419 to 859 code for a protein of 146 amino acids. The transcript is spliced from 2 exons. The record is from RefSeq and is a predicted model, not a curated record.